Molecule: messenger RNA, 555 nt
Organism: Ilyonectria robusta
Lineage: Eukaryota; Fungi; Ascomycota; Sordariomycetes; Hypocreales; Nectriaceae
Exons: 2
Coding region: 1-555 (184 amino acids)
Source: RefSeq, a predicted model, not a curated record
AUGGCUGUGUCGGAGCACCAAUCUUGUUCAACUGUGCCAUGCCGGCUUAGCCUUUGUGGAAUGUGCAACGGUUUCGUCGAACACAACGAGGUCUGCGGCUGUCUAUAUCGUGGUAGGGUCUGGGGUGCAUGUUCAGCGAUCGAUCGUGAGCCAACACAUGGUGGAUAUGCAAACUUGAGCCUCAUGACCAGAUUCCAUGCCACGUUACCGUCGCGUCUUGGGUAUGGCGAUGCCUCCUGCAGUGCCCUCACAUUCCCUCACAUUCCAUCCUCAUGCUGUAGCAUCCUCUUUCUGUCCCACUCUGUCCCAGCCGACAGUGACUCCGACCACCUCGUCCCGUCGGCGGUUGUACCAUACUCGUCCCAACACGUCCAGGUCGCCGGCAUCGGUAUCGUUCUUGAAUCCAUCGGACAAAGGGCCUUGGCGGAAUGUUGCGUCUGUAUACAGGCCGUUUGUUCGAUCAGCACGCGGAAGGCACCAGCAAACUCAUGGGCUCCCUCCCAUGAGUGGAAACUGACGACACAAACAUGCCUCCACGCGGCCUGUGUCCGUUGA